CAAUUACCCCUUUUGUCGUUUGCCGUUUUCUAAACCAACUUUCUGAUAUUAAAAAAGCAGGGUGCAUGAAUAGAUCUUGAAAGAAAGAAAGAAAGAUAGAUAGGGAGAUAGAUAGGUAAAAAGAAAAAAAAGAAACAACGAAAAUUAGGGAAGAAAGAAACAUACAAAGGACGAAAUCAUUCUUCAAAACUCGACUUCUAUAUCCAACAUUCUCUGCACGCGAGAAAGGCGGGGAAAGUCCCUGCGUUCAUAAUUCACCUGUCCCUUUCGUGACUGCGUUCUAGUAUCUACAGAAUGAAACUACUGAAUUUUCGUUUGCACUCAUUGGCCCGAAUAUAAAAUACCAAAGAUGUGGACAACUAAAUCUUUAGGAAUAAUUUGGAUUAUCAUUUUGGCUUUCACUUCUUGGACAGUUGCUCAGACUGCUUUCCAACCAGAAUGUGCAGCAUGGGACCGGAUGAUUCGAUCUAUCACCAAGAAUGUUAGAAAGAUCCCAACUGCAAGGGCUCAAUGUUCAAGAUCUAAAGACUGUACAAGGUUUGCAUGCAAGUUCCUCAUGCUGCGAAAGGAUAUCAUAUUUGACAUCAAGCUCUUCCCGUGUACAACACCUGCACAAAUGAGAUUAUUGGUACUCAGCAAUACUGAUAAUGUUUACUUUGAACAGACAGUCAUGAAUGGAAAUACAUAUCCUAUACCAGGUCUUACAUACAACAUUUUUCCUGGGAUGAGAUUACAAAUAUCAGUUCAGGUUCACUUCAGAAAAUUAGCAGCUGGACUAAAAAUAGGGCUGCGAUUGAAGUUCUCAGGACCUACUCCUCUCAUCACCUUUCAAUAUCCUAUUUUCCCUGAUUUCAUAAUCCCUGUCAGAGAAUGUACAACAACAGAGACACCAGCCCUCAUCCACUGUGGGAAAAUGAACAAUACAGUGACAUCAUUGACCCUUCCUCGAGCACAUACCUGUACCAUGGCAACGGGAUGUGGUGGAUUGGCGUGCUCUGGAGCUGUUGUCUCGGCACCUUCAGUCCAAAACAUCCCUUACAAUAUAAGUGUAGAGAUGGAUGGCUGUGAUAGCCCGCUAUCAUACACGGUUGCCAUAUCAACUGCCCUGGGAAGCUGGCAGUAUAAGUUUUUCCGCUCCAAGGAUAUCAUAGUGGAUAUGAUAUUUCCUCAACGAACUGCCUUUGUCAAAUUGUCAAUGAAGCCAGAUCUCAACCUAGAGACAAUGACUACUUCGCUGAUAUUGAGAAGCUGUGUGGAUAGACUGUCGUGUUUUGAUACUGGUUUAUUAAACCAAGUUGCAAUUCCUAUUCCACCUUGCAAUUCAGUGGCCCCCACUGGUUCGUCCCCCACCAUGGGGUCGACGCCCCCACAGGAUGAGUGUCUCAUCUGGAGAAACGUAGAGACGGAGUUGAUUCAAUCAGCUGGACCUGGUUAUGGUAUUACAUCAUGUACUACAAUAGAGAACUGCAGUGGGUACAACUGCACUGGGGAAUUUGAGGGUCAUAACUACACAAUCGUGACGGUACUAAAGCAUUGCAGAGACCCAGCAGUACUCCAUAUGAUUGUUUCUAGUGUCACUGAUCGUUUCUUCUGGCAAAAGAGUAUCACCCACAAUGAGAAUAUAACGGUUGCUGGUAAGAACCAAGGAUCAUCAGGAAUGCUUGGAUUCCAUAUUCACCUGCUGAAGCUAACACCUAAACAGGUUUUAGUAGGAGUGUUUGCUCAAGUAGGUCUACCGGGUCUCUCACCUCUCAGUGUGCCACUCAUUCAAGAUCAGAUCAUGCCUGUCAAACAAUGCCCAAGUGUCACCAAUGGAAUCCCUGGUCAAGGUACUAAUGGAAGAGGAACCCAUGGGAGGGGUCAUGGAGGGGGUAGAGCAAGGAGACCUGGAGGACGCCCUACUAAGAGUCCUGUACAGAACAUGAGAAUGAGAGCAGGAGCGAGUGUAGGUAUUGGGCUCUCGAUUGGUGUAGGAAUAGCAGCACUGAUGGCUACGGUCAUGAUCUAUAUCUACUACAAACAAUUCCCAAGCCAGGAUCGGAUAAUCUUGGUCCAUAGAGCAGCGCCACCGACCACAGCAAGGACUUUAUGAUGAUCAUCAAGAAGACGUGCCACCCUUUGACAUGGUUAAAGUAUCGUAAAUUGGAUGAUUCCAGAGAAAAAAAAGAAGGCUAAUGACAAAUUCUUAGCACUUGUGAAACCAAACUAAAACAUGAUUAGAAUCACGAACGCUAAUCACAAUUACAAAUUCAAAUUCUACUUCGGAGGUGAAUUCCAGUUCCAUUCCAUUCAAAUCACAGCUUUGGAGUGAGUGUAUGUAAGUUCCAAUGAUUCUAAAGAUGAAUUGCAAUCAUCAUUACAAUGAUUGAAGAUUCACGUGUGAAAAGGUCCUUGGUUACCAAGAGAUUGUAAUAUCCUGAACAAAGAAUGAUUUGUCACAUAAAUGAUGAAUUGUCACUUGGUAGACACAUAUCCACUUUGUCUAUUUUACGUCUCUGUCUCAUCCCACAUGACCUAAUCCUAGUUUGUCAACAAUGGGUUCUUUUACAAACCAUUUUUCAAAUUUGUAAUUUAGCUCAUUUAUCUGUCUAAUUUCUAGGUUAGAGGUUGGCUAUACAUGUUUUAUCUAAUGUCCUUUGGGUCCAACAUCACCAAGUCUAUAUGCUUAGAUAAACUGUUUAUGAACCAAAUUUUCAUUUGAAGAAGUACAAGAUAAUAGGAAGAUGUAGUGUCAUUCGGACCAUCUGGACAUAAGACUAAAUGACAAUUAGACUAAAUAUGUACAAGAUUAAAUGAAGAUAGGACCAAAUGGGAAAUUACACCAAAUAAUUAGUAGACUAUUAAAGUGGGUAUAUAAAGCACACAUCCCAUCUCUGUGUAUGUUAUGUCCCUGUGAAACUUCUGGGGAAAACAAGAGUGUGUUAUCACAGGAAAUUGAAAUUCACCGUGUACUCUUGCCAAGAAGUUUGACUUUGUGCAGGGGUAUACCCUUUUUAAUGGCCAAAAGUAUUAGUAAUAAGCAUAGAACUACAAUAAGAGAGUAACUAAUCAAUGCUUGAGUAAGGCUCACAUUUGCAGCCAAAAUGUCAAUUUUAAUUUGUUUAAUUCAUGUCAUGCUUGAUUAUCUACAUUCUUUGGAUUUAUUCAGUCUGAUAAGCCUUUUCCAUAUUGCAGAAUAUACCCCUGUUACAUAUAGAUUACUGUAUUCUGUAAUUUCCAUGUAGAUUUUAUGUCACAAUCACUGGCGGAUCGGGGGGGGGGGGGCAUAGCUGGCCCGUGUCCCCCUUUCGAGAGGCACAAUAAAAAUUUGUAAUGUAAAAAUGC
Molecule: messenger RNA, 3324 nt
Organism: Lytechinus variegatus (green sea urchin)
Lineage: Eukaryota; Metazoa; Echinodermata; Echinoidea; Temnopleuroida; Toxopneustidae
Exons: 14
Coding region: 350-2092 (580 amino acids)
Source: RefSeq, a predicted model, not a curated record